This is a messenger RNA of Vigna angularis (adzuki bean), 2415 nucleotides long. RefSeq lists its product as uncharacterized. Bases 1 to 2415 code for a protein of 804 amino acids. NCBI's taxonomy places the organism in Eukaryota, Viridiplantae, Streptophyta, Magnoliopsida, Fabales, Fabaceae. The transcript has a single exon. The record is from RefSeq and is a predicted model, not a curated record.
AUGGAGGGAAAUAAUGAGGACGAACGAGUUAGGCGUACGUUGGAAGAUUAUGCUUCUGUGUCUGUACCUUCAUCUUUCAACAGUAUAGCCCGACCUGUGGUAAAUGCUGCUAAUAUGGAAAUGAAACCUGCACUGAUUCACCUUGUUCAAAGUAAUCAGUUUACAGGAAUGUCACACGAAAAUCCCUAUGAUCAUCUGACAACUUUUACUGAGAUUUGUAACACUGUAAAAAUUUUACAUGUGUCAGAUGAAGCAAUUAGAUUGAGUCUAUUUCCCUUUUCUUUGGCUGGAAAUGCAAAGCUUUGGCUAAAUUCUUUUCCUGAAGGGAGUCUAACUGCUUGGGAUGACGUAGUGGCAAAAUUUUUGAAUAAAUAUUUCCCCCAAUCCAAGAUCAAUAAAGGCAAACAAGAAAUAUCAUCCUUUCAACAAGAGCAUGAAGAGUCGUUGAGUCAAACAUGGGAGAGGUUCAAGGGGUUGCUGAGAAAAACUCCAAUUCAUGGAUUUGACAUUCCCACUCAAUUAAACCUUUUCUUAGGAGGUUUAAAAUCUCACACAAAGCUUAUGCUAGAUGCCUCUGUUGGAGGUAACAUUAGGUGGAAGACACCUGAUGAGGCACAUGAAAUCAUUGAAAAUAUGGCAUCUAGUGAUAAUGAUGUCCAAAGUGAGAGAGUGCAAACGCAAAAGAAAGGCAUGUUUGAAUUGCAAUCCCAAGAUGCCUUAUUAGCCCAAAAUAAAAUUAUGACUCAACAACUUGAAUCAGUAAUGAAAAAGUUGUCACAAUUACCAAAGGAACUUCAAACUGUAUCACAGGCACAACAUCAUCAAACUGUGAAAGGUUGUGAACUUUGUGGUGGAGAGCACCAAAAUGGACAGUGUGCUAUUCAGUCCAAUGCAAAGGAAGAGGUUAAUUAUAUGGGAAAUCAGGGUUGUUCGAGCAACUAUGGCAAUUAUAAUCAAGGAUGGAGACCUCAUCCUAGCAUGGGUCAGGCUAGUUCUAGUAGACCACCACAACAACAGUUUCAACAACAACCUACUCUUUCUGAUAGGACAUCCAAACUUGAAGAAACUUUGCAACAAUUCAUGCAAGUAUCCAUCUCCAACCAUAAAAGUACUGAAGCUUCUAUUAGAAACUUGGAGACACAAGUGAGUCAACUUGCAAAGAAGCUGGAUGAGACAUCUGAAAAGAAAUUUGUGGCUAAGAAUGAAGUUCACUCCAGGGAGGAAUGUAAUGUCAUAAUAACCAGAAGUGGAAAAGAAGUGGGGUUUGAUUCCAAGGAGAAGCCGACAAAUAAAGAGAUUCAAGAACACAAAGAGGAUGAUCAAAAGAAGGUGAUUGAAGAAGAAGAAGAAAGUAGAAACAGGAAGGAAGAUGGAAGACAAAAAGAGAAAGUGUUGGUGAAGCAACUUCCUUAUCCUAAAAAUACUUCACAGAAGGAUAAGGAAAGACAAAUGGGUCGGUUCAAGAAGAUAUUUAAUCAACUUGAGAUUACUUUGCCCUUGACUGAAGCACUGCAACAAAUUCCUGCUUAUGCAAAAUAUGUGAAGCAAUUCCUUAGUAAAAAGAAGAAGUAUUUAGAUGAGGAAACAAUUGAAGUGCAGGGAAAUUGCAGUGCAAUUAUGCAGAAAUCUCUACCUUCAAAAGUCAAAGAUCCAGGGAGUUUCACUAUCCCCUGCACUAUUGGAAAUCAUGAUAUAGGGAAGGCUCUUGUUGACUUAGGGGCUAGCAUCAAUUUGAUGCCCCUAUCUAUGCUCAAAAAGAUUGGUGACCUUGAAGUCAAGUCAACAAGAAUGAUCUUGCAAAUGGCAGAUAGGUCCAUUAAGCAUCCUUACGGUGUAAUGGAAGAUGUGGUGAUUAAAGUUGAUAAACUAAAAUUCCCUGUUGAUUUUGUAGUAAUGGAAAUGGAGGAAGGUGUAGAUAUACCUCUCAUUCUUGGAAGACCUUUCAUGAAGACAGCUAAGAUUGUCAUUCAUGUUGAUGAUGGAACUGUGAAAUUAAAAGACCAAGAUGAAGAGGUGAUAUUUAAUGUCUUUGAAGAUGUGAAGCAAAAUCAAGAGGAAAAGACUAGUUCCAAAGUAAAAGAUGAAGUUUUAGCAAUUACUAGUCUUCCAAGGCAAGUUGCCAAGUUGGCCAAGAAGAAUCUUAAUUGUUUCAAUCCAAAAGUGAAGGAAAGAGAUGAAGAUAAGGAGAAGCAAAGAGUUCACCAACAAAUUGAAGUGAAAAGUGAUGAACUCAAACCUGGAAAACCUGUGAAUCUUAAGAACAGGUUAUGGGUCAUCAAGGACAUAAAGGCAAAUGGAGUACUCCAAAUUGAGGCUCCAUAUUCAAGAAGAAUUAAGUUGGUGACAAGAAAGUUACUCAGAAAAUGUUGGUGUCAUGAAAAGAAAAAGCACACUAACAUCAAGAAUCCAACUUAA